AUGCAGACGCUGAAGUGUGUGGUAGUUGGAGACGGUGCCGUCGGUAAGACAUGUUUGCUUAUUUCGUACACAACAAACCAGUUCCCAGCGGACUACGUUCCCACGGUUUUUGACAAUUAUGCAGUCACGGUAAUGAUUGGAGAUGAGCCGUACACUCUUGGUUUAUUCGACACCGCUGGACAGGAGGACUACGAUAGAUUGAGACCACUUUCAUACCCCUCGACAGACGUUUUUCUGGUCUGCUUCAGCGUAAUCUCGCCGCCGUCUUUCGAAAACGUCAAGGAGAAAUGGUUUCCGGAGGUGCAUCACCACUGUCCUGGCGUUCCGUGCUUGAUUGUCGGCACGCAGAUAGAUCUGCGUGACGAUAAGGUUAUCAUCGAAAAGCUGCAAAGGCAAAGGUUACGUCCGAUCAGCGCGGAUCAGGGCGAAAGACUUGCCAGAGAGUUGAGAGCCGUGAAAUACGUCGAGUGCUCAGCUCUGACGCAGCGCGGGCUCAAGAAUGUGUUUGAUGAGGCCAUUGUUGCUGCGCUGGAGCCCCCGGUCAUCAAGAAGAGCAAAAAAUGCACCAUUUUGUAG
Messenger RNA from Lachancea mirantina, 576 nucleotides. The record is from the annotation of a GenBank genome assembly. Lineage: Eukaryota; Fungi; Ascomycota; Saccharomycetes; Saccharomycetales; Saccharomycetaceae.